This is a messenger RNA of Kockovaella imperatae, 1291 nucleotides long. Its product is annotated as SOR/SNZ family-domain-containing protein. Gene Ontology annotation, biological process: amino acid metabolic process; pyridoxal 5'-phosphate biosynthetic process; pyridoxine biosynthetic process. Lineage: Eukaryota; Fungi; Basidiomycota; Tremellomycetes; Tremellales; Cuniculitremaceae. The record is from RefSeq and is a predicted model, not a curated record. Bases 211 to 1215 code for a protein of 334 amino acids. Gene Ontology annotation, molecular function: amine-lyase activity. The transcript is spliced from 10 exons.
CGAUAGAUCAUCAACAGUUUGGAGUCAAAACAAAAGAAUCACGAGACCCACGUAACUGUGCCUGCAAUUUCCAACCGACCGAAGAUCUUGUUGGAAAACCCCGACUUGAAGCUCCUUGAAAGUCGUCUCGAUCGAUCGUGUAGAAGGUCGUCUCAGUCGAAACUCUCCCACGCACACACAGCUUGUUCCGUAUUGUGACCCGUUUGCGCCAUGUCGGAGCCUACCGUCGUGCCCUCUUCGAACCCCCUUCCUACCACCGCCAAUGGAUCCUCUACGCCAGUCUUUGGACGAGGAGUCAGUGGACAAGUAGGUGGAGGUGCAGGUGGUGCAGGUGGAACGUUUGGUGUGAAGACGGGGUUGGCCCAGAUGUUGAAAGGAGGUGUCAUCAUGGAUGUCAUGAAUGUUGAACAGGCAAAGAUUGCCGAAGAGGCUGGAGCAGCUGCCGUCAUGGCUCUGGAGAGAAUUCCAGCGAACAUCAGACGAGAUGGAGGUGUGGCGAGAAUGUCCGACCCAGGCAUGAUCAAACAAAUUAUGGAAGCUGUCUCUAUUCCCGUCAUGGCAAAAGUCCGAAUUGGCCACAUGGUCGAAGCUCAGAUUCUGCAGAGUAUAGGCGUGGACUACAUUGACGAAUCUGAAGUGCUCACCCCUGCUGAUGAUCAACACCACAUUGGCAAACACGCUUUCAAGGUCCCUUUUGUUUGUGGAUGCAAGAAUCUUGGAGAAGCGCUCAGACGGAUCUCUGAGGGUGCAGCCAUGAUCCGAACCAAAGGUGAAGCCGGCACCGGUGAUGUUGUCGAAGCAGUCCGACACCAACGAGCCGUCAUGUCCGAUAUCCGACGAGCUGCUUCCAUGUCGGACGAAGAGCUCUACGCAUUUGCCAAGGAACUCAGUGCGCCGUAUCACUUGUUGAAGGAGACGGCGAGGCUGAAGAGAUUGCCGGUGGUUUCGUUCGCCGCUGGAGGUGUCGCUACGCCUGCUGAUGCCGCUUUGAUGAUGCAGCUUGGCUGUGACGGAGUCUUCGUCGGAUCAGGUAUUUUCCUAUCCGGGGAUCCUGCCAAACGAGCUCGUGCUAUCGUUCAGGCCGUGACGCACUACAACAACCCUUCGCUUUUGGCUGAAGUGUCGACGGAUUUGGGAGAGGCGAUGGUCGGAAUCAGCGUCUCGACUGAAGGUGAAAGAAUGCAAGGAGGUCGCAUGGCCGGUCGUGGAAAUUAGAACGAGACUUUGUCUUGUCAUUUUUGAUUUGAUUUGAUGCAUUGAUAAGGGCUGAGCCGAGAUUUGGGACGCAUAU